GCAGUACCUUUCUAUUCUACCAUGUACAGUGUAUGACACAAGCAACCAAUGGGACCUCAGAGGAAAAGCUUCCAGGACACAGAUUCGAAGACAGCAGCGAAUUAAAAAAUGAAAACAAAACAGACCUCAUGCAGAAAUGUUGUUGAUGAAAGACGAUUAAGAACUGCUUGCUCCCAAAACGACUUUGUUACAGUUGUAGAGCUGUUAGAUGGUGGGGCUGACCCAUCAUGCUGUGACGAGAAGAAAAGAACGCCAUUACAUCUGUCUGCAUCCCAGGGAUAUGAGGCAAUAGUGAAAGUGUUGAUAGACAGAGGUGCAGACCCAAACAAGAAAGACUUUAUUGGCAAUACUCCACUUCAUUUAGCCACCUGUACUUGUCAGGUUCCCAUAGUGACCCUGCUGUUGAAAGCUGGUACAGAUCUGAACUUGGUUGACGAGUAUGGGAGAAGCCCACUUACAUUAGCUAAGUCACGUCUCAAAAUGCUUGGGGAAAAUGCCAGCUUUAACAGUGACAAAAUGAAGACAGAAAUACUACAGAUAUCGGACAUGAUGCGUACCUACCUCAGUUUGUCAGGCUGUCAAUCGGAGGCUGAACAACUGGAUGAGCUGUGUUCAAAACUGUCAAAUGUCACAACAAGAGAGGAGGUCGAUCAAGUGAACACACUCUUGUCAGACUUUGCGUCCAUGCGGAUUGAAAAGAACAAAACAUAAAAGUGGCUCAGUUUAUCUUCAGAGUGGCUCAUGUGUAACUUUCGGGUAUGGCUCAAGAACAAAAUUGACCAAUGCUCGUUCAGAAAUUGAGAUCUACCUGUCAAAAAAAGAUACUUGGUCAUAUAAAUAUUGAGUGGUAAAAAUUAUGAGAGUGGGAAAUUAAGUUUGGCAUAUACGACUAAUCAGUUAAGCUCCCAUAAAAUUCAAAUGUAGAUAACAUCUGAUUUUUGUAGCAGCUGAUCAUGCACAAUUAACAUUCAGAAUAUUUUAUUAAACCAUAAUGCAUAGUGGGCCUAUCCAACCUAGCUUAAAUAGUGACAAACUUUUAUAUGGGAAUUAUCCCAGGUGAUGCUUUCAUGACGCACCCUCAACCAUGUCACUAUAAAAGCUAAUUCAUGUAAUGCUUAUACAUUCAAGAAAUUCAAAGGCCUGUCAAUUAAGCGCAGUGGUCAGUACAAGUGCUUGGUACACGUGUUUCACGCCUAGGCUACCCACGCUCAAUACUCUUUCCCGGAAUCACGUGAGUUUGGUUCGUGGUCUCAAUGUUAAUGAGUCUAGUGAGUUAAUUAGGCUUGAGUGCUGGGACACACUCUGAGUCCCCACAUAAUGCAGCCUUAAGCGCAGAAAAACCUCAUUCUCUUCGAAAUACACACCGGAAAGUGUCUCGUGCACAUCACCGUACUGUAUCGUCUGAUAUUGUUUAGAUUGUUACGGUGUACAUGUAGACCAUACCUUAUACAGCGUACGCUUGCUAGUAAAUGAGAACAUUCACCUCUUGAUAUAUGUGGAUGAUUUAUUUUUCUGAUUAUGAAUAAAACUUUAUAGUGUCUGCUCUUAGAAA
This is a messenger RNA of Dreissena polymorpha, 1552 nucleotides long. RefSeq names its product ankyrin repeat domain-containing protein 54-like. Bases 109 to 711 code for a protein of 200 amino acids. The record is from RefSeq and is a predicted model, not a curated record. NCBI's taxonomy places the organism in Eukaryota, Metazoa, Mollusca, Bivalvia, Myida, Dreissenidae. Gene Ontology annotation, molecular function: protein binding. The transcript has 7 exons.